Messenger RNA from Trypanosoma grayi, 699 nucleotides. RefSeq lists its product as hypothetical. The record is from RefSeq and is a predicted model, not a curated record. NCBI's taxonomy places the organism in Eukaryota, Euglenozoa, Kinetoplastea, Trypanosomatida, Trypanosomatidae. The coding region runs from base 1 to 699 and encodes 232 amino acids. The transcript has a single exon.
AUGAGCCAGCCCCGAGGAGAAAUCGCGAGUAAAAUACGUGAGGCCGCCCAGCGGCGCGUGGAAGAGACUCAACGCAUUCGACAGCUGCGGCAGGAGCGACGCGAGGAGCUGCAUGAGAAGGCAGCAGAAGCUAGUGCGUCUAGCCCCUCAGGAUAUAUCCCGUAUAUUCUAAUUGCUCUUGUCUUCUUGAGUUUCCCCUUGUCAGAGCCCGUUGUGGAUUGGGUGUUAGUCGGCUGCUUCUUUCUGCUGAACGGAAUGUGGACCCUCUUUUUCCGCUCCUCAUCAUGGCUUAAUUGGGCGAUGCUGGUUGUGUUCAACUUUGCAGUGGUGCGUCUGUCUAUUAUUAUACCUGAACUCCCGAGACUCAUCAAGAAGGUGCCGCCAAGUGCUGCUGCCGUGUAUCUGGGCGCCAACGUUGCACUCUCUCUUUGUGUGUAUUAUGGAUACGUCGAACGCCGAGCGCCGUGGACCGCGCCCAAGACUCGUCAGGUGAAAAGGUCAAAGCGGAAGGACAACUCCGCUGCCGAAAGCAGUGAGACGCUAGAGGAGUUUGCGGAACGACGGGAUCGCUUGAAUCGGCUUGAUUUGGGAGCUUCGGGUGUGCUGCUGAGCAACUUGGUUGCCCUGAUUGCGUUGGGCGUCAUCCCGCUCGAAGCAUUGCUGCAUUCAGCACGUCAAAUUAUUUCAUUUCUUCGGUAG